CCAUAGAAACUUUAAAGAGGCGGAAGAAACAAAGUAUCAACUAAAGCAUGAGUGCAAUUUUCCCUCGAUAGAUAGACAGAUUGUCAGGACACUGUACACUUUUGUGUUGUUUUGGGGUGUAUUAAAUUAGCUGGCGAACACUGUAUAUCUUGAUUGAUAGAUAGUAAAAAGUAAAAUAAAAGUAAAGUUAAAAAACAGUAGCUAUUAGGUUAGAAACGCAAUAGAAAUUAGUGGAACUAGUUAAGCCUACGGAUUAUUUACUCGACUAGAUGACUAGACAAGAUGUCCAUGUCCAUUUCUCCUCUUGCAAACCCAAAAGGAACGAAGAAAUUGUGCGAGCUUUGUCAGAAACCAGCUUAUCUCCAGUGCACAAAAUGCCGAGUCACUUUCUACUGUGAUGUUGCUCACCAGCAGGCAGAUUGGAAUAGCAUCCAUGAGAAAGUGUGUGAGCUGCUGAGCUCUAUACGAACCCCUGCACCAUUCUCCUGUUUCCAGGCUGACAGAGACAUCCAUCAUAUGCAGACUCUGAAAAGAUUGGAGCACAUAACACAGCUCUCCCAUGCUGCAGCUAAGAGCUGGGUGUCAGAAGGGAAGUACAGCGAGGCAGUGCCAGCAGCUCAGCUCUCCCUGCGCUGUGCUAUUGACAUUUACGGCCGUGAUGUUGUUGAACUGGUGCCAGCCUACUUGCUGCUUGCCGAGGCCAGUAUAGGUUUAGGUUCUCUGUCUCAGGCUGAAAGCUGUCUCUCACAGGCAGAGUGGAUGGUAAUGAAGAAUCCGGGCUGCAGUCGGACAGUUCUUCAUCUGCUCCACAGAACCCUGGGCCACCUGCAUUCGGCCAAAGGAGACUACAGCACUGCCCUACUGCACUUCGCCAAUGAUGUGUACUAUGCGAGUGAGGAGUUUGGUUUGGACAGUGUGGUCACAGCUCGAGGCUAUUUCUUGAUGGCAAAUGUGUUCAUGAAACAGGAGAAGACAGAUAUUACAAACUCACUCUACUCAGAGGUUGCCAGUAUCUGGCAUGCUCACCUGUCUAAGUUGAUGGAGUGUUACAGUCAGAAGGAACAUGAGGGAGCUCAAUACUUUGAUGUGGCACAAUGUGCAGAGGUGAAUCAGAUGUUGAGUGUGAUGUUGGAGGCUCAGCAGCAGGAUGUAAAUACACAUCCUGCUUACAGCACCACCACGUUUAACUCUCUAGGUCAGAGGGCUUUGCUGUCUCACUCCCUCGCCAUCCUCUGGUUCCUCUGCAACGACCACAAGAAGGCACUGGAGUUUGGCAGGAAGGCAGCAGAGUUUAGCCAGCAGUGUGAACACAACAGUUUGGCAGAGUCCAUCCAGGAUCUUAUACAACAAGCAGAAACACACCUCAACCCAGAACAAACACCCAUCAUUCACCACUAACUAAUACAUUCAACACUCAUAUACUAACACUUAAUAAUAACCAGUACACUCAACACACACCCCUGACUAAUCAUAAUGCACAUAGCCCUCAUAGAGCCGACGCUUACUCAUAACCUCAAUAUAAAUGUGAUGUGCACAGCAUUCACACACUGUCCUCAAAUAUACAAAUAACACAAUAAAAAAUUACUAUCAUAAACAUCUUAAUCAUGUGUCUGUAGAUGUAAAGAUCGAUUGAUUAGUAGCUGAUGGUGUAUCGGAAGUCAGAAUGGCGUUAAAGAAGAGCACAAGCCUCUGAUGCAUGUUUCAUAUUCCAGACAUUUUUUAAAUGUCUUUUUUUAUUAUUAUUAUUAUUAUCGUAAUUAUUAUUAUUAUUAUUAUUAUUAUUAUUAGAAUAUCGUAACAUACAACAUUGAUGUUAGAGUUCUAACACUAAUAGGUUCCCUAGUAUUAUAUAACAUUGCUGGUUUUUGGCAUUCAGGUGGAACGUCUAACUUGAAAAAAAAUAAUAAAAACAAACAAACAAACAGAUGACGAGGCAAUGAAAUGUGGUUAACAUCUGAAAUCUGCUCAUUUUCCUUUUUUACAUCCUGGAAAUCAGCAGAACUGAACAUUAGCAGCAAUUUGACAUUAUUACGUAGUGAGUAAAUGUCUCUUGUUAGUCAACUGGGCAAUGGUGUGGUACCAAAAUAUAGUGCUUGCUUGGGUUUGGCAAAUAAAUUAUUGCACCAAAUUCCUCCGUCCUUUUCAUGUCACAACAUUUCUCUGAUCAUGUUUACUUAAUACUAGAUCAUCUCUAAAGUCUUGCCACUCCCUUUAAUCACAUGUAUUGGUUUGGAAUCAGACAGG
Ictalurus punctatus (channel catfish) is the source of this 2244-nucleotide messenger RNA. RefSeq names its product zinc finger, MYND-type containing 12 (gene zmynd12). The coding region runs from base 283 to 1398 and encodes 371 amino acids. The record is from RefSeq and is a predicted model, not a curated record. NCBI's taxonomy places the organism in Eukaryota, Metazoa, Chordata, Actinopteri, Siluriformes, Ictaluridae. The transcript has 8 exons. Gene Ontology annotation, molecular function: protein binding.